Messenger RNA from Populus nigra (black poplar), 2770 nucleotides. Its product is annotated as cullin-1-like. The transcript is spliced from 20 exons. Gene Ontology annotation, cellular component: cullin-RING ubiquitin ligase complex. Bases 240 to 2456 code for a protein of 738 amino acids. The record is from RefSeq and is a predicted model, not a curated record. NCBI's taxonomy places the organism in Eukaryota, Viridiplantae, Streptophyta, Magnoliopsida, Malpighiales, Salicaceae. Gene Ontology annotation, biological process: ubiquitin-dependent protein catabolic process; protein ubiquitination. Gene Ontology annotation, molecular function: ubiquitin protein ligase binding.
ACUGAUUAUUAAAACUUCCCAUAGCGCUUAUACAUGCAUCCCUGCUCUCUCUUUUUUACCUUUCUCCGUAGCAGAAAGAAAGGAAAACAUCCCAGGAAACCCUCCCCUCUCCAAAAUUCCUCUCUAUAUAGAACAGGUUAUCAGGGUUUCUGUCUCUCAAAUUCUCUCAAUCAUAAGAAAAAAAACUCUUAACCUGAUUUCUCUCGCCAUUGUUUUCAAUCCCCGUCUGAAGAUUCAUUAUGAGUAAGGAUCGCAAGACUACCGAACUUGAGGAGGGAUGGGAAUAUAUGCAGAAUGGGAUCUCAAAGCUGAAGGGGAUCCUGGAUGGAUCACUAGAGCAAUUCAGCUCUGAAGAAUAUAUGAUGCUUUACACAACUAUCUACAAUAUGUGUACUCAGAAGCCACCAAAUGACUAUUCUCAACAGCUUUAUGACAAGUAUAGGGAAGCUUUUCAAGUAUAUAUUAACUCCACGGUAUUACCAUCAAUAAGGGAGAAACAUGAUGAGUUUAUGCUGAGGGAGCUUGUAAAAAGAUGGGUUAAUCAUAAAAUUAUGGUUAGGUGGUUGUCACGCUUCUUCAAUUAUCUUGACCGUUACUUCAUUGCUCGGAGGUCACUUCCACCACUUAAUGAAGUUGGACUGACUUGCUUCCGUGAUCUGGUUUAUCAGGAAGUGCAUAGUCAAGCCAAGGAUGCUGUGCUUGAUGUGAUUGGUAAAGAACGUGAUGGGGAACAGAUAGACAGAGCACUGCUAAAGAAUGUUUUAGAUAUAUACGUUGAGAUUGGAAUGUCACAAAUGGAUCAUUAUGCAGAUGAUUUUGAAGCACACAUGCUUCAAGGUACUGGUGCUUACUAUUCUGUUAAAGCAGCAAACUGGAUUCGAGAGGAUUCUUGUCCAGAUUACAUGAUAAAGGCUGAGGAAUGCUUGAAGAGAGAGAGGGAUAGAGUUUCUCACUACUUGCAUUCAAGCAGUGAGAUAAAAUUAGUGGAGAAAGUGCAACAUGAGUUAUUGGUGGUCAAUGCAAAUCAACUGCUAGAGAAGGAACAUUCUGGAGUUCGUGCAUUGCUCAGAGAUGACAAGGUGGAAGAUCUAUCCAGGAUGUUUAGGCUUUAUCAUAAGGUUACCCGUGGCUUGGAACCUGUUUCUAAUGUAUUCAAGCAGCAUAUUACUGCUGAAGGAACAGCCUUGAUCCAGCAAGCAGAAGACGCUGCGAGUAGCCAGGCUGCAAAUGGUGGUGUUCAGGAACAAGUUCUCAUUCGAAAGAUAAUUGAGCUGCAUGAUAAAUACAUGACUUAUGUGACUGCUUGUUUUCAAAACCACACAUUGUUUCACAAGGCCAUGAAAGAGGCUUUUGAGAUCUUUUGCAAUAAAACAGUUGCUGGGAGCUCAAGUGCUGAACUACUGGCAACCUUUUGUGACACUAUCCUCCGAAAGGGUGGAAGUGAGAAACUAAGUGAUGAAGCCAUUGAAGAAACACUGGAGAAGGUGGUUAAGCUGCUUGCAUUUAUUAGUGACAAGGACCUUUUUGCUGAAUUUUAUAGGAAAAAACUUGCCCGUCGACUUCUUUUUGAUCGGAGUGCUAACGAUGAACAUGAAAGGAGUAUACUGUCAAAAUUGAAGCAGCAAUGUGGUGGACAAUUUACCUCAAAGAUGGAAGGAAUGGUCACAGAUUUGCAAUUGGCAAAGGAACAUCAGUCCAGCUUUGAUGAGUAUCUUGCCAAUAACCCAUCCACACGUCUGGGGAUUGAUUUGCAAGUAAAUGUUCUCACAACUGGGUACUGGCCAACAUAUAAAUCCUCUGAUAUCAACCUACCUGCAGAAAUGGCUAGGGGAGUGGAAGUUUUCAAGGAGUUCUAUGACCUGAAGAGCAAGCACAGAAAACUAACAUGGAUUUACUCUUUGGGAUCUUGCCACAUUAAUGCCAAGUUUGACCAAAAAACUAUUGAGCUGGUUGUGACGACCUACCAGGCUUGUCUCCUGAUGCUUUUUAAUACUUCAGACAAACUCAGUUAUUCAGAGAUUAUGACCCAGUCAAACUUGAGUGAUGAUGACUUGCCUAGAUUGCUUCAUUCCCUGUCAUGUGGCAAGUAUAAAAUCCUUAGCAAGGAGCCAAACACAAAGACUGUUAACCAAAAUGAUUACUUUGAGUUCAAUCACAAGUUCAAUGAUAGGAUGAGGAGGAUCAAGGUUCCUCUUCCACUUGUUGAUGAAAGAAAGAAGGUUGUUGAAGAUGUCGACAAAGACAGACGGUAUGCUAUUGAUGCUGCAAUUGUGCGCAUCAUGAAGAGUCGGAAAGUGUUGGGUCAUCAACAGCUUGUCUUGGAGUGUGUUGAGCAGUUGAAUCUCAUGUUCAAGCCUGACAUUAAAGCUAUCAAGAAGCGGAUAGAAGAUCUGAUCUCCCGAGAUUAUUUAGAAAGAGACAAGGAAAACCCAAACAUGUUCAAGUACCUGGCUUGAUUUUUGCUUGAAAGGGGAGCUGAAAGGGAGUAUACAGUUGCAGUUAUUCAGAUUAAUCAAUGUAAAUGGCGUAGUUGCAAUUGCCUUUAGUCAUUACACAAAAAAUGAGAAUACAGGGUCAGGAUUGUUGUACAUUUUCUCCUCAAUGCAGCCAGCUUUCUGCAGUGGUCUCAUCUAACCCGCAGUUACUGAAGAUCAGUAGUAGGAAAUAUAACUUCUUAUUGGCACAAGCUUGUUUGAUGCCAUAUGCAAUGUUGCCUUGCUAUUACUACAUUAUCUCGUUGAAAUAUGGUAAUUGCCCCAUUUCGCUUCGA